Messenger RNA from Schizosaccharomyces osmophilus, 618 nucleotides. It is a transcript of the gene sws1, whose product is annotated as Srs2 interacting SWIM domain protein Srs1. The coding region runs from base 1 to 618 and encodes 205 amino acids. The transcript has a single exon. The record is from RefSeq and is a predicted model, not a curated record. NCBI's taxonomy places the organism in Eukaryota, Fungi, Ascomycota, Schizosaccharomycetes, Schizosaccharomycetales, Schizosaccharomycetaceae.
AUGGAAAAAGAAACAGAAAUUCAGUACACUAAAGAAGAAAACCAGAAUGAUCAAGAGAUCCCACUCUCGUCGUCACAGUCUGUUAAAGAGAAAACGGAAGGUGACCUGGUAAUAUUCAAUAAUGACAGUACGUUAAAAAAGUCGUCUACGAAUAUUCGAUCUAUUCUGAGUGAUCUCAUUUCAACUCUAGAAGAAAAAAUCAAUAUUGCAAAAGUAGAUGCUAUUAAGGAGUCACGAGAAUUGCGCCUAAACGAGCUCCUGCUUUCUGAUUCCUCCAUAGGUGAUAUAUGGCUUGGCCUUAGUUUCCUUCUUCACAAUAUCUGGGACUCAGCUAUGGCCCUGAUGGAUUCGAAUGUUUUAUACCCGAAGGAUCCAUCAUACCAUCUUUGGGAAUGCACCCUUGAAUCUGGCAAAGUCGUUCAUUUGAACUUACAUAUAUGGCAUUGUAACUGUCCACAGUUCAUAUAUAAUGCCUUCAAAAAUCUCCAUACAUUUUCCCAAGAAAAGUAUCAUAAAAAAUGGGAUCGCUGGGGAGGUGAAUGUGUAUCACAGCAUCCUCCGUACUGUGCACAUCUUCUAGCGGCCAGUCUUUAUGCAACUUGUCAAGGUAUUCUGUGA